AUGCCUCGUGUGGUGCCACACCUUGGCAAAGACGUGAACUUCGAGGCCUUCUCUUCGGCCUUUGCGGAGCGUCAGGUUGUGUUUGUGCGUUCUGCAGAGCGGCAGGCAAGGAAGCCCGGGACAAGGCGACGGCGCAUCGGACUAUCUCUGCUGCGGCAACUGUACUCGGCCUAUCCUGCCGUGCUGCGCAGAGCAUUCAACCUGGAGAGCAGCGUUUCUCUACCCGCUUCUGCUCCAAAGGCGUUGGACCGGCUUCUGGGUUCCAGGAGAACGCCGCCAGGCUCCUGGUAUGCAUCAUUCGUCUUGCAGCGCAGCCGAAAGGCGCUCUCCGAGUUCCUCGUGCAGACCAUCCCUGCGGGAGCCCCAAAAUUCCUGGUGGAGAGGUCCCCGAGAAAUGGCAGUGCUGCCAUCAAAUUGCCGAAGCACUCCAAUGCAGCGUGGGUGUUCUUCGGCAGGAACCCCGGCAGUCGAAUACUGCGUGGCCGUCCCGAGCAUACGGAUGCCAUCCAGCACAGCGGAACCUGGCAUGUGCAGCUGAAGGGCGAGAAGGCACCGCGGGAUGGGCUUGCUACGUCAGGAGGGCCUGCGCAGGUAUGGACACUCAAGCCAACUGACGAGCUGCGGCGGAAGGUCCCCUCCCUAAAGAAGGCGGGACGUGUGCGAGUCCGCUGCAUGGAAGGUGAUGUCCUCUGCAUCAACACCAGGCUUUGGUGGCACAGCACGCACAUCCCGGCACGCUGCAAGCUCUCCCUGAGUGUUGCUCGUGACAUGUACCUAGAUGGCACCCGUCCCGGAGCCUGCGACAUGACCAAUGUGGAUGGUCACUAUGCCUUGAAGCCUAUUCAGAAAGGUGCCGUCAUCUUCACCGAGGACACCGCGCCACAGCUUGAGCUCCCAAGGAGCUCUGCUUCGAACUGCGAGCUGCGGGAGAGUCAGCGAGGAAGUCUGGUGGUGGUGGCCAAGCGGGCCAUCAAGAAAGGAGAGUGGUUUGCGCUCAGCGACAGCGAUGUCGAGAGCGCUCAGGCAGAGGAGCCCAGAGGAACCAAGCGCAGGCGCUGA
Symbiodinium sp. CCMP2456 is the source of this 1059-nucleotide messenger RNA. NCBI's taxonomy places the organism in Eukaryota, Dinophyceae, Suessiales, Symbiodiniaceae. The record is from the annotation of a GenBank genome assembly.